CUACAAUCCGGGGAGAGCUCACGAAUUCGAAUUGCAACUCUUUGGGCUUUCACCACAACACGACCGACCAUGUCUGACGAUCGUGGAAGGGGAAUAUCCCUACGAACAAAGCGGAAAGCACGCCCAGUUAUAAGUGCGCCCAAACAAAUAUCAGGUCCAAUUCAACAAACCCCGGACGUGCCACGAAACGCUGGAGGCAAGACAGGUAUCGAGGUUCCCAAGCAGCGCCAACAAGCCGGUGGAAAGACAUCCGACCUUGUUAAACGUCGGUAUUCGACCCGAUUCAACAACCUACCUGCGGGGUUCGAUGCCACUGCACCCCCGGUGCCAUCGACAUCGCCAGCAGGGAGAGUUGUUAGACCUGCUGAUAGAGAUGGAGGCAAGCCGCCAUCAAGGGGUGCUGGUAUCACCGUUGACUUGAAUGCUCUCCGAGACCCUUCCUUGCAACCGCAGCAAUAUGUUGCCAGCAUUUUGGGUGACGCUUCCGAGCAGGACAUCGAGGAUUAUCAACAAGCUCUGAAGAAGAUGAGAAAUCGAACUUCAACGGAUCUACAACAGAACGUGUAUCAAAACCGAACACAGUUUAUUAAGAUUAGUAAAGAAGCCGAAAAGCUGAAGGGCGAAAUGAGAGCUCUACGUAACCUUAUGUCUGAGCUUAAGAGCAACACAACAGCUCUGAGAUCUGCGUCAUCUUCAGCUACCGCCGACACAUCUGGCUUCAAUGGGUCCAUGAAUACGGUUCUCAGCAAGCGGGAUAAGCGGAGCUCUGUUGCGGACCGCACGGCUUUGUGGAAUUCUCAGCUACAGGCUUUGUGGAAGGCCGUUAGUGGUUCACAGAAGUUUCUCCCUGCGGCACUUGGACGCCAUGUCGUCCAAAAUGCUGGUCUUUGGGUGGAGCUUGAUAACGCAACGUGGAAGCCGAGAAGAUCUAUGCAAAUCAUCCUUUUAAACGACCAUCUUCUCGUUGCUUCACGCAAGAAACGUCGAAUUGAGGGCAAUAACGGGUCUGAUCCCCGCCAAGCCCCUUCAAAACUUGUGGCAGAUAGAUGUUGGCCAUUGCUCGACAUUGAAAUGGUUGACCUUGCAGGUACCAAUGACGCUACUGGUUCUCGAAAUAAGGUCGCGGAUGCCAUUAUGAUUCGAGGCAUUGCACAAGAAUCGUUCACUUAUCGUACGGAGAACGCAGACAGCAGUGAGAAGACGCAACUGCUCCUUAACUUCCGCAAGGCCGUAGAGGAGUUACGAAGAGGGUUGCGAUCGGAGAUUGAGAGUAACAACAAAACUAAGGAAACCAUUAACUACUUUGCGUCACGAGAUCCAGGUUUACUGGAGAAGGCAGACCUACUGGAGACACUAUCUGACAUGAAAGAGCGCCCAAAUGUGUUCAUUGAGGUCGAUGGCAAGCAGCAGAAUCUACGCUGGGUUGAAGGUCAAGUUGAUGAGCUUGACAUUGACAUUGCGCUUCAACAAUUCGACGAAGCAGUCAAUCGCCUUGAAAAACUGAAGGUUCUGGCGAAGGGCUUGAAGAAUAAUGCCGUGGCGCAGGACUUCAUCAACUUCAAAGUCAAUGAGCGGGCUGUUAAGCUUGCGGGCCUGAUCACUCGUGAGCUUGUUGAUAGCCACAACGAGUUAAAAAAAACGAAACGCAAUGUCGGCUGGCUUACAAGGCUUGGCUUUGAGGAUGGCGCUCGGGAGACGUACCUGAAAGCACGCAGCCUAACCAUUCAUAAACGCUCAAGACAAUGCACCUUUGAGGGCAAUCUACACCAGUACAUCUGGGAGAUCUCAUUUGUAUACUUUGCGAUUAUUAAAAACACCGUCUUGACAUUCCAGGAAUGCUUUCCGCCAUUGACGAUGAGCGCAUGUGUCAAAUGGGCGAAGGAACAGGUGGAUGCUUUCAAUGUGAUCUUAAACAGGCAACUAAGUAGUGCCGACCGCGAAGGUAACGUCUGGAAAGAAUGUAUGGAACAGUCCCAGGAGCACGCGAAGAUGCUCUCUGAAGUGGGCUUAGAUUUCAAAAACUUGGUAGGCCGUCAAACUGAGGCAGCCAGUGGGGGGAAUACGCCCGUUGGGCUUGGCCUUGCAUAGAACGUAUAAAAUGCAUAUUUAUAUUUACUGUACAAAUAAAUAUCUUACCACGCCG
This is a messenger RNA of Pseudogymnoascus verrucosus, 2143 nucleotides long. It is a transcript of the gene EXO84, whose product is annotated as exocyst complex component. The coding region runs from base 70 to 2088 and encodes 672 amino acids. Gene Ontology annotation, cellular component: exocyst. The record is from RefSeq and is a predicted model, not a curated record. Lineage: Eukaryota; Fungi; Ascomycota; Leotiomycetes; Thelebolales; Thelebolaceae. Gene Ontology annotation, biological process: Golgi to plasma membrane transport; exocytosis; intracellular protein localization. The transcript is spliced from 4 exons.